CUUCUUCAUUGCUUAAGUUUUAUUUAUCUUUGGUUCUUUUUUUUUCUUUGGUAAAGGCAAGAUACCACUUGUCUGGUCUGCUCGCUUUCACACCCACUUUCGUGUCUUCUUCUUCUUACUUUUUUUCCUCAAACUGCAAAGCGUUAUCCCUCACCAUCAUCGUCACGUUGGAAAUCGUCUAAAGCCAUGGAUUAGCUUUUAAUAGAGCAAGCGAUCGUGGACUUAGUCUUUCACCGUUAUAGAGAGUUCUGGUUCCUAACUAGCAAUCAUGGCAGGCAAACCACAAACUUUUGUGAGCGUGGAUGAUCUGGACUUUAAGCUACCAUCAUCAUCAUCUCUAACCCGCCAACACAACUACUCCUCAAGUAUCAGUGGACCACUUCACCCCAUUCAAGGAAGCCACAACGCAUCUGGAUCCUUCAAGAAACGUUUCCAAAAAGGUUCCAAGGGGCUCAAAUCCAUAGGUCGUUCGCUUGGUUUCGGUGUUUACAGAGCUGUCUUCCCUGAAGACCUCAAAGUAUCUGAGAAGAAGAUAUUUGAUCCUCAGGACAAAACCCUCUUGUUCUGCAAUAAGCUGUUUGUUGUCUCGUGUAUUCUCUCGGUGUUCGUGGACCCUUUCUUCUUCUACCUUCCUGUGAUCAAUGGUGAGUCCAAGUGCCUCGGUAUUGACCGGAAGCUGGCUAUCACGGCGACUACGUUUAGGACUUUCAUCGACGUGUUUUAUCUCGCUCACAUGGCUCUCCAGCUCAGGACUGCUUAUAUUGCACCCUCGUCUAGGGUCUUUGGGAGAGGUGAGCUUGUGAUAGAUCCUGCGCAGAUAGCAAAGAGAUAUUUGCAGCGGUGGUUUAUCAUUGAUUUCCUCUCUGUACUUCCUGUCCCUCAGAUUGUAGUGUGGAGGUUCUUGCAAAGGUCAAGGGGAUCAGAUGUAUUGGCUACAAAGCAGGCCUUGCUUUUCAUUGUUUUGGUUCAGUAUAUACCGCGGUUUCUUCGUGUCUUGCCCUUGACAUCUGAACUGAAAAGGACAGCAGGUGUCUUUGCAGAAACUGCUUGGGCUGGUGCUGCUUAUUAUCUGAUGUUAUAUAUGCUUGCAAGUCAUAUAGUUGGAGCGUUUUGGUACCUUUUAGCGUUAGAACGCAAUGACGCAUGUUGGCAGGAGGCUUGUAGUGACGCAGGGAAGAAAAUUUGCACAACAGGUUUCUUGUACUGUGGGAAUCAAAACAUGGACGGCUAUGAUGUUUGGAACAAGACCAAAGAAUCUGUUCUUCAGUCCAAGUGCCGCGCUGAGUUAGAUGAUCCUAAUCCUCCAUUUGACUUUGGGAUUUAUACACAGGCUUUAUCCUCUGGCAUUGUCUCUUCUCAAAAGUUUAUCACAAAGUAUUGUUAUUGCUUGUGGUGGGGCCUUCAGAACUUGAGUACACUUGGACAAGGGCUUGAAACCAGUACAUACCCAUUGGAGAUUAUGUUCUCCAUCACUCUGGCCAUCUCCGGGUUGAUUCUCUUUGCUCUCCUCAUCGGAAACAUGCAGACAUACCUCCAAUCUCUUACCAUCCGGCUGGAAGAAAUGAGAGUGAAGAGGCGUGAUUCAGAGCAAUGGAUGCAUCACAGGAUGUUACCACAAGAUCUUAGGCAGCGUGUGAGACGCUAUGACCAGUAUAAAUGGCUGGAGACACGUGGCGUAGAUGAAGAGUAUCUCGUUCAGAAUCUCCCCAAGGAUCUCCGGAGAGACAUCAAGCGCCAUCUUUGUCUGGCUUUAGUGCGCAGGGUUCCAUUGUUUGAGAGCAUGGACGAGAAGCUGCUGGAUGCGAUCUGCAUGCGGCUGAAGCCAUGUUUGUUCACAGAGAGCACCUACUUAGUCCGAGAAGGAGACCCUGUAGACGAGAUGCUAUUCAUCAUACGUGGCCGCCUCGAGAGUGUGACAACAGAUGGAGGCAGGAGCGGUUUCUUCAACUACAGUCUCCUCAAAGAAGGAGAGUUCUGCGGUGAAGAGCUUCUGACAUGGGCGUUGGAUCCAAAAUCAGGUGUGAACCUCCCGUCCUCCACAAGAACCGUGAAAGCUCUGACAGAAGUAGAGGCCUUUGCGCUGGCCUCAGAGGAGCUGAAGUUUGUAGCAAGCCAGUUCAGGCGUCUGCAUAGCAGGCAAGUGCAGCACACGUUCAGGUUUUACUCUCACCAAUGGAGGACUUGGGCUGCUUGCUUUAUCCAAGCUGCGUGGCGGAGAUACUGCAAGAGGAAGAAGAUGGAAGAGGCAGAGGCAGAGGCCGUGCCCAUGUCAACCACUGGAAGUUCAUCCUCCAUGGGGGCUGCGUUUCUUGUCACGAAGUUUGCGGCUAGUGCGCUGCGCACCAUACACAGGAACAGGAACACACGGAUUAGGGAAUUGGUAAAGCUGCAGAAGCCUCCUGAGCCUGAUUUCACUGCGGAAGAUGCUGAUUAAUUGAGCAGCUUAUAGACCUGCUUGUUUAUAAUUAUAGGUAGAGAUGUUCUGUAAAAUGUUUGCGUGUGGAAAACAGAACUAGAAACCAAGCCGCCGGCAUAGCCAUUGGAUGGAAUAAGUGGAGAGGCUAAAAAUCUCACUUCGAUUAUAUAACUGAAGAUAACAAAUUCUGAACCACUGAGAUCAUAUUUUUUCCCGAGUCA
Messenger RNA from Brassica napus (rape), 2637 nucleotides. RefSeq names its product probable cyclic nucleotide-gated ion channel 5. Gene Ontology annotation, cellular component: membrane. The transcript is spliced from 8 exons. The record is from RefSeq and is a predicted model, not a curated record. Gene Ontology annotation, molecular function: protein binding; monoatomic ion channel activity. Bases 269 to 2434 code for a protein of 721 amino acids. Gene Ontology annotation, biological process: transmembrane transport; monoatomic ion transport. Lineage: Eukaryota; Viridiplantae; Streptophyta; Magnoliopsida; Brassicales; Brassicaceae.